AUGCAUCAACACAAACUAUUCAUUCAGAUGUCAGGCGGACCAGGUUCUGGCAAAAGCACCAUAGCGAACCUAUUAGCACAAUCGAUCGAUGGGGUGGUGAUCAAUCACGACCUCAUCAAAUCCUUCUUUCUCGAGAAUGGCAUGCUCUUCGACCAAGCCGCGAAACUCGCCUACGGCUUGGACUGGAGACUCGCCGAAGACUUGAUCAAACAAGGACGGAGUGUGAUCCUCGACAGCGUGUGCAACUACAACGAGACACUGGACCGGGGAAUCGUCCUUGCGAAACAGUACGGAUAUGACUACAAGUACGUCGAUUGCAGGGUCGACGAUGUUGAUUUGCUGGAUCAGAGGCUCCAGAGUAGAGUCUCGCUGAGGAGUCAGCGGACAGGCGUGAAUCGUCCCCCGGGAGAUGUCAGUGGUGCCCGUGAAACCAGGGAUUAUCGUGCGGUCUUUGAAAGGUGGAUGGAAGAUUCGGGCUGGCCGGCCGGCAUUGCUGUUGUCGUGAAUUCAACUCGCAGCCCAGAUAAGUGUCGAGACGAUAUACUGAAGCAGAUUGUCUCUCCCUCCACCGGUACUUGCAACACUUGCUCCAGCGAAAAUGUCAAACUCCGCCCAAACCCAUUCACCACGAAAGAGCAGUGCGAAGACUGCCGCAACGCCUCCAUAAUCGGGGUCACCGAUAUAAAAUCACGAUUCAAGCUCAAAGACGACGAUCUCAAGGACUUGGAAAUGGUCACGGAGCCCAAGCCUGCGUUUCUCGGCGGCGCUGAUCGUCGAUGGUAUCUCGUUGAGCAGGUGGAGAAGAGGGCAGAGGAGAAACUGAAGGAUAUUGAAGCGAAGGAGAAGGAGAAGGCGGAGGCGAAGGAUAGGUCGGCUGGGUCUGGAGCUGCUAAAGAUAGCAAGCGGAAGAGGGGGGAGGAAAUGGAUCAGGAGAAGGAGGAUAUGCAGGAAGACAAAGUUGAUCCUCCUGCCAAGCGUGGACGCGGCAGACCUCGAAAGGUGAUCGACGGUCUAUCUUCAAAGGCAGCGGCAGCCAAGGUACCGGUUGUCGACGACGAUGCAAAGCCAAAACGCGGACGCGGCCGACCCCCGAAGGAGAAGACGGCGAAAACGGUGAAGACGGUGAAGAAGGUAAAGAAGUAA
Lachnellula hyalina is the source of this 1143-nucleotide messenger RNA. RefSeq lists its product as uncharacterized. The coding region runs from base 1 to 1143 and encodes 380 amino acids. The record is from RefSeq and is a predicted model, not a curated record. Lineage: Eukaryota; Fungi; Ascomycota; Leotiomycetes; Helotiales; Lachnaceae. Gene Ontology annotation, molecular function: DNA binding. The transcript is spliced from 2 exons.